AUGAACAGGGUGGGCCCCCGAAGGCGCGAAGCCGGCGUUGGUCGGAGGCGCGAGGCCGUGACGGACGCUGGGAGAAGCCUGGAGAAGAAAUGGAUGAAUUCUGAGCACAAGGCAGACCUUGGGAGAUUUAAACUCGCUGCAGGGAGUUUUUACUGAGAUCCAGUGCAAGAUAAAGGUAUACAAACGAGUGAAAAUUCUAAAUUUUAUGCUAUCUCCUCACAAUUUGAGCUAUUUAGUACCAAAGGGAAAACUGUGAAACACGAAGAGAAGAUGGACUGCGAUGGGGGAUACGUUAAGAUUUUUUCCUCACGUUUGGAUCAGAAGAACCUAAGUGGAGAUUCACAUCGCUACAUCGUGUUUGCAAAAAAACCCACUGAUUGGGAUGAUCGAAUGCAAAUUGAUGAUCCAAAUGACAUCAAACCUGAGGAUUGGGAUGAACCUGAAUACGUCAUGGACACUAAUGCUGAGAAACCUGAAGAUUGGGCUGAUGCUGUGAAUGGAGAACAGCAUUCAAAAAGGUCAAGAAUCCUCGAAAGUGCUAUGUCUGUCUUGGUUCUUUUUUACCCCGCUGAAAGGGACAUAAAGCAGACUGAGGAAGAGCGGGAGAGAGAAGGGGUCACAGAAGAAAAAUACUUUGAACAAUGCUUUAAG
Messenger RNA from Calidris pugnax (ruff), 651 nucleotides. RefSeq names its product calreticulin 3 (gene CALR3). Gene Ontology annotation, biological process: protein folding. The record is from RefSeq and is a predicted model, not a curated record. Gene Ontology annotation, molecular function: calcium ion binding. Lineage: Eukaryota; Metazoa; Chordata; Aves; Charadriiformes; Scolopacidae. Gene Ontology annotation, cellular component: endoplasmic reticulum; endoplasmic reticulum membrane.